AGUAGCCCUCCACCUUUCCUCUGCUGAACAAAUCAUUACUGAGGAAGAAAGCAGCACUCAGACUGCAGAGCUGAUAGCUGUUUGGAGUGUUUUCCAACAUGAGGUACAGAAUACCUCUCCUGUCUGUAUCUACACUAACUCCUAUGCUAUGUUCAAGGGAUAUACUGAGUGGCUUCCUUUUUGGCAACAAAAGGACUGGGAAGUAAACAGAAUUCCAGUAUGGCAAAAGGAAAAGUGGCAAGAAAUUCUACGCUUUCUGCUGGUAAGAGUGGGGAUUAUAUCUUGGUUAGUCCAAACUGAAACUUUUAAAAGAACUACAGGAGAAUAUUCAUGGGUAACCUCCGAUGCCCUGGGGAUAGAGCAUUGGAUAAACACCCAUUGGAUAAUUCCAUCAUUUUAAUCUCCUGCCCCUAUGUGGCAGACUCUGUUUUGUUUAUUUUCUACAGAAGAACACCGAGGGACAUGAAGAUCAGAUAAACCAUGAACUUACAGAUUUAAAAUAAAUGCUGUAACAAAGCCUAUAUUUAGUGUAAUAAUCACAUACCAUGGUGUGAAUACCCCUUUUUGUGCUAAAUGACAAAGCUAAUAUUUUCCCUUUCUUUUCUGUUAACUCAAGGUGAUGAUGUUUCAAUACGCUGCAGACUGAGUACCGGAUCCCAUACUGAGCCUGUACACAGUCAAGUUGCCGGAUCUCGUGGCCAGGUUAUAUCUUGUGAAACUCGGAAUCAAGAUUGUUGGCUGAAUUUAACGGCUGUACAAUUGUCCUCCAAAGUCGUGUGUGGUAAAAACAAUACCAAAUAUUGGGGAGAGCUUAAUGUUCAGGUUGUACUACCUACCACACAGCCACCAAUUAGAUUGACUCCAAAAAUUUCUGUCUAUGUAAUAGAAAUUUCUUUCUAUGUAAUCAGGAAAACUGGCCAACAACAAAUGCUAUUUAAUCCAGCAUGGUCUAUCAAACAAGUCAAAUUACUAAUGCAAAACAAUGUCUCAGAGAUUCAGCCAGCUUGUUCACCUUUUUUGCAAACUUCCUUUGAGGGGUGGACAACCUGGUUGCGAAAGCAAAAUUCUUUUCACAAAUGGAUGACAAGAGAUAUAACCGGUGUCGUGGGAUCAGGACUAGGAAUUUUGAAUAGUAUUGAUUCAGAAGUAUUGAUGAAUAAAUUGGCUGUUGCAACUAAAGAUUUGACCAAAAUACAACUACCACUGAGGUCAUCUUUAACUGCUUUGGGAACCCAACAGUGGUUGCUAUUAAACAUAUUACCAAAUUGGGAAAGGGUAAAUGUAGAUGAUCACAAAUUAAUAAUUGAUGCACUCAGUGCUACCCAAAACAAUGUUUCUCUGGCUCUUAGCUGUAUUCAAGCCCAGUUGUGGAUGCAGUCAGUUGAUGCAUCAAUUAUCAGAGAGGGUGAAGAAGGCACCUUUCCCACUGAGAUUCGGAAAAUAGUCUGGGACAAUGCCAAUGACUUUGAAAAGGAAUUUCAAUCUUGGUGGAAUUUGGUAAAUUUUACCUACGAUCCCAUCACAAACCACGAUCCCACCACAAACACAGCCACAGCUUUUGUGUUGACAAUACCAAUUUUGUACAUCCUGAAUUGGAGAAUGAUGAAGCGGUUGACACAAUUGACUUCCAUAAUGGAUGCACACAACAUGAUUGGUACUUUACAUGUUGCUGAUACCCCUAAGGUUAUCGAUACUCGAUGA
Cyanistes caeruleus (blue tit) is the source of this 1701-nucleotide messenger RNA. NCBI's taxonomy places the organism in Eukaryota, Metazoa, Chordata, Aves, Passeriformes, Paridae. The record is from RefSeq and is a predicted model, not a curated record.